GGAGAAAAAGCUAAAUGACUAUAUACGAUGCCAAGGCCUGAAAGUGUGACAGGGUCACAUAAUCUGCCACAUAGAUUGAUUCCCCAUGCUUCUCAACCUGAUUUUGCAUCAACAUGGUUCUAAUUUUUCAAUAAAGAAUUUGUAUGCAAUGUACCCUUCGCAAACCAUGAAGCCUUUGAUCAUCUAUUACAUAUGUUGUGGUUUAGAAAAGGAAAAGAAGAUGCCCCCGAGAAUCAAAGUGAUAACAUGUACACUUUUAGUUCCAUUGAAUCUCAAAAAGCCUACAUUAUCAAAUUACGGCCUUCAAUCCACUGA
Lactuca saligna is the source of this 315-nucleotide messenger RNA. Lineage: Eukaryota; Viridiplantae; Streptophyta; Magnoliopsida; Asterales; Asteraceae. The record is from the annotation of a GenBank genome assembly.